Messenger RNA from Penicillium taxi, 834 nucleotides. RefSeq lists its product as uncharacterized. Lineage: Eukaryota; Fungi; Ascomycota; Eurotiomycetes; Eurotiales; Aspergillaceae. The coding region runs from base 1 to 834 and encodes 277 amino acids. The transcript has a single exon. The record is from RefSeq and is a predicted model, not a curated record.
AUGAACGAUUAUGUGGAGAAAAACAUGACCCUCAACAACAAGAUACUGGAUUACAACCUCUGGAUUGUAUACUGCGAAUUAUUCGAAAACUGGGAACCUGAACAUUUCAAACAAAUUUCCCCUUCGAGACGAUCAGCAUUACGGGCGAAUCUCCUUCAGUAUGGAGUAUUCGUCCCCCGCCCUGAUCGUAAAACGCCAAUAUACACUCUACUAUCUAUAGUAGCUCGGCAAGAAGAGUUUCACGAAUGGACAGAUAGAGAUAUUGAAGACUUUUUUGAAGAAUUUUCCCUCCCAAUGGUCACUUCGAAGCUCAGAAAACGCCUCAAUUUGACCUACGAUGGAUUAAAACAACCUUCCCAAGAUUACAAUUUAUCUCGAGGAGACUAUCCGAUCACACCAAAAAUCAAUGCCUCUGCCCCCAGAAGCAAUUAUUCUGACCCAGAAAACGACAAAUCCUUGCCAAAGAACACCCUGGGCGUUCCUAAUCAGUUUUCCCCAGAAAAUAGCCCGUUCAUUUUCGAAACCAAACAGCCAAAGUUCGACUUUUCAAAAGAGAUUAAUUCUAUCUCAAAGAUCUACACUGAGAAACAGAAAUACAGUGGAACGGACAACAGCAGCUUCGACUGGAAACUCAAUAUCUUCUACACCAUCUGUAAAAGAGUUGGGAUAACACCGGACGGUUACAACGCAGCAUUUCCAACGAUGCUCACCGGAAUCGCUGAAGAUCAUUACUAUAGCAGUGAUUUACCUUCGCGAACAUUCCAAGAAGCGUGUAACCACCUACGCCAAUUCUUCGAAGGUCCCGAAUUCUACCGCCAAAACUUGAUCAAAUAG